This is a messenger RNA of Spodoptera littoralis (African cotton leafworm), 507 nucleotides long. NCBI's taxonomy places the organism in Eukaryota, Metazoa, Arthropoda, Insecta, Lepidoptera, Noctuidae. The record is from the annotation of a GenBank genome assembly.
AUGAUAUCGUUCUUCUCAAAACUCUCUCUAAAUAACUCACAAAAGCCGCCAGUGGAGCUCGCGAAGCCAGCUUAUAUGGACAAAAGUGCGACACUACAGGAGUUAGGGUAUAGAGAUGAGAACGACUUGAAAGAAACAAUAUACGACUUUUUGCGGACGAUACGGGACCCUGAAAAGCCGAGUACGCUCGAAGAUUUGAAGGUGGUUUAUGAAGAGGGAAUUUUUGUGAAGGAGCCUACUGCCGAUAAAGUUCCCGUGUUACGAGUGGAGUACAAUCCUACAGUGCCUCAUUGUUCGCUGGCGACGCUAAUAGGGCUGUGCAUUCGUAUAAAGAUACAGCGUUCGAUACACCAUCCUGUGAAAUUGGAUAUUUAUAUCAAGAAAGGCGCACAUACCACUGAAGAUGAAAUUAACAAACAAAUCAACGACAAAGAGAGGAUUGCAGCUGCAAUGGAGAACCCGAACUUGAGGAAUCUUGUUGAAAACUGUAUUGCUGACGAAGAAUAA